UCAUAUAAAAUCUUGUCAACUGAAGGAACAACAAGAAUAUCAUUUCUACAUACCUAAUCUCUACUUUAGUAAUACAAUUUUCUUGUAAAUACAUACUACUACUACGCAGUAAUUUAUGCUACGCUUUCGAAUCUAUCUCACAAAAGACAUAUUCUACAAAGUUGGGUGACAAACUAUGUUCCUUGGAUCAAGACGUUCAUUUGUUUGCACCAUAGAUGCACCGUAGAAGGACGUAUAAGGUUAUAGACUUAUUGUUUCCCAAGGCGUUCCAGGGUUAGGGAAUGGUAAUAGAACAUACUUGAAUCUGUCGUCAAGAUGGCUCCGAAGAUCCUUUGUGUUGCAGAGAAACCCUCUAUUGCAAAAGCUGUAGCUAAUCAUUUAGCAGGAGGUAAUGCUCAAGCUGUAAGUCAGUCACCAGUUCAGAUUUACGAUAUUAGCUAAUAAUCAAAUCAAGUCAAAUACUCUCAACAAGUACAUCAAGAAUUACACAUUCACCUUCGAUUUUGGUGGACAAUGGGGUAAUUGUAAUGCAGUCAUGACCUCUGUAUCAGGGCAUCUUACCUCUCUUGAUGUUGCCCCAUCUCACAGGAGUUGGACUGAUCCUCCACCUAAAUCUCUCUUUUUUGAAGCGCCGGUCAUCGAAUCUGUUGUUGAAGUAUUUUUUUCAUUAUUUCGUUUGUUCGAGUCUUUUCCACUGAUACCUUUGUGUAGGAUAAGAAAGUGAUUGCACAGAACAUUGAGUCUCAAGCAAGAGGUGCCAGGGCUCUUUUCAUAUGGACUGAUUGUGAUCGGGAAGGGGAGCAUAUUGGCGGCGAAGUGCGAGACCAGGCACUAAAAGGUAACCCACGAAUUGAGGUUAAGAGAGCAAGGUUCAGUAACAUUGAGCGGGCGUACGUACAUCCGCGCUUUUCGGAUUCGAGUUGCUGCUAACUGCAAUAGGCAUGUGAUCCAGGCAGCUAAGCAUCCUGUCGACCUAGAUCAACGUCAAGUAGAUGCCGUAGCUGCUCGUAUAGAACUUGAUUUAAGAAUUGGCUAUGCGUUCACACGCUUUCAGACGACCAAUCUUCAAAAGUUAGGAGGACCAUUGGCAAACAAAAUGCUGAGCUAUGGUAAUUACUUUCAUUCCUGUCGUCACAAGGGACUUAUAUACUAAUGCCGUUUUAGGUUCGUGUCAAUUUCCCACACUUGGUUUCGUCGUUGAUCGGUAUUUCAAGGUGAAGAACUUCGUGCCUGAACCAUUCUGGAGCAUCAAGGUUACGCACAGCCGGGAAGCUAUGAAUGUGAUCUUCAACUGGAAGCGCAAUCGUCUAUUUGACCGAGCGGUUGUCAUCAUACUGUUUGAAAGGUGUCUUGCUGCGAAGAUUGCCAAAGUCACCAAGGUACAGGAGAAGCCAACGAAAAAGUGGAAGCCACUUCCUUUAACUACAGUUGAGCUACAGAAAGCGGCUAGUCGCUGGUUGCAUAUGAACAGUCAGACGGCGAUGACUGCAGCUGAGAGCCUCUACAAUAAAGGAUUCAUUAGUUAUCCUAGAACUGAGACUGAUCGCUUCGAUAAAGGGAUGAACUUGAGAGCUUUGGUGGAGAAACAAAUCCAAGACAACCGUUGGGGUCAGUUUGCUCAAAAUCUCAUCAAUGGAGGCUUUCGCUGGCCUCGGGAUGGUCGGAACGAUGAUAAAGCACAUCCGCCUAUUCAUCCUGUCAUAUACGUUGCUCCGGCUGCUUUGAAACCGGAAGAGGCAAGAAUUUAUGAAUUUGUCGUCCGAAGAUUUCUAGCCUGUUGCUCAGAAGAUGCUAAAGGGCAGGCAACCGACGUGGAGCUUGAAUAUGGAGACGAAAUAUUUUACACGCACGGAUUAGUUGUGUUAGAGAAGAACUAUCUAGAUGUCUACGUUUACGAGAGAUGGAAUAGUAGUACGCCAUUGCCAAAAUUUACUCUUGGGGAGAGUUUUGAACCUGAUGAGGCUAUGAUCACGGAUGGGAAGACAACAGCCCCGGGAUAUCUAACGGAGCCUGAUCUCAUCGCUCUAAUGGACGCAAACGGAAUAGGUACCGAUGCAACUAUGGCUGAGCAUAUUGCUAAAAUCAAAGAUCGUGAAUAUGUAUUCACGCGGCCUAAGGCGGGCGGGGCUGUUGCUGGCAGCUGUGACGGCGACACGCCAGCUGCAGGUCGAGGAGGACGUGGCGGGCGUGGUGGAAGAGGGGAGGUGGGAGGGGAGAUAGGAGGCGCUGCCGCUGAUGUGGGAGGUAGAGGUGGAGUUGAAGAGUUUAUUCCGACCACACUGGGGGUUGCCCUGGUGGAAGGCUAUGAUAACAUGGAAUUCGAAGUCAGUCUCAGCAAACCAUUCCUGCGAAAAGAGAUGGAGCUCAAGAUGAAGGCUAUAUGCGAAGGUCAGAAGACACGUCGUGACGUUGUCCGCGAAAGUCUAACACAAUACCAACGAGUGUUCCUCGACUCCACAGAGAGGUUAGCUGUCUUGAAAGCAGUAAGUGAAGUCACUGACUUCUUUCACACGUUCCCACGAUCAUUACGACCUCUAACACACAUUGUCGUUAGGCAUGCAGAAAAUAUGUGCUUAACGAUGGAGCGGGCCGUUAGCAAUACCCACUUGAUCUGGCUGGUUGGCUGUUUGCAAAUUACUGCAUGAAUGUUUGGUGUUCUUGCCCCAUCAAGGUACCAGGCCGGUCUCCGGUGCUGCCUCGGUUUAACAUUAAGGAUUGGGCAUGAAAUAUCACGAAGGAAGAAAUGUGCAGAGUGCAAGCUCCCGAAUUGCCCAAGGAUGUUGGACAUUUGACCAUUCCAUGAGGCCCGUAUUAAUUUUUAUUGUUUUUCAAUUCCGUCCCCAAAGUCCGAUUUUCGGUAAACCAACUUGACAAGAUUGUACCAGUUCGUUAUCUGCACUUCCCUGGAUCAUGUGGCUUUCUUGGGGAAGCAGCACGAAGCAGCACGAUAGAGAUCGAGUGGUUGAUGACGGAAGUAUGAAACUGGCAUUAAUGGUCAAGAUUUCCGAAUCGAAGGAAAGAAGUCAAGGUUUGGCCGGUUUCGCAGUUUUCGUCUGGCUCAUCCGGGUAAAGUUCACGGAAGCGUUAAAUCGUUAUCAAGGCAAGAUUGUGGAACGUGGGGGAUGGUAGUGGCCCUUACAGCACGAAAUAGCGAGCGUUUUUAGUACCGUACAGGAGCGAAGUGGGUCAAUCACCAACUCCUAUUCUAUCACUAGCAAACUCGGUUUACGAGGAAAAGGCUUCGCAUUAUUACCAAUGGUUAUAAUGUGUCUGCUGAUCAGGGACUGGUGUUGGCCAAGAAUCCAAUGAGGAAGAUUUGAAAGCAACGUGAAUGUCUUUAGGUUCAAUUGUGCUUUUAGAAGGGUACCAAGAUUUACAUACUAAGGAACGGUCGGAUGGUCCCCCAACGUCCUUAGUUGGUGAAUAUAUCCGAGGCAAGCGGAAAGUAGUGGAAGAUUAUUUAUGAAUGUAUUAUUUAGAUCUUCUAAAGUUCUAAAGUAUGUGUGAAGAGUGCGUAGGACGGACACUUGUGGAAAGUCCGUCGAUCACUGAACAUAUUAUAUUAGGGCUUUUUAAGGUUCGGAUGACAGGCACGAUAGGGUUUAGAUAGAAAGAUAGCCUAGAUAACUACCACAAAUUGAUAUGCAAAUAUGUAA
This is a messenger RNA of Sclerotinia trifoliorum, 3656 nucleotides long. Lineage: Eukaryota; Fungi; Ascomycota; Leotiomycetes; Helotiales; Sclerotiniaceae. The record is from the annotation of a GenBank genome assembly.